AUGCUGGAUGACCUAGACAACGUCUUCGACGACCAUCCAUCCCUGGAAGCGUCGCUCGAAGACUUCGAAAGCAACACACAAAGAUCUCCCAUGUUCGGAUUACCGUCUCAGCACUCUGGCUUCCGAUCUGACGACUCGGAGAAUGAUGAUGAUGAGAUCGAGGAUGAACUGGUCGACGAUCGCUGGUCCCCACCUGGCUUUCUCAAUGAAGACGGCCAAAGAGGUGGAUGGUACCGCCAUCAGCCUUAUAUUAUGCGCAAAGGUAACCCCCACCAUCUCAAGCCCACAAUUGGGCUCAGCGUCUCUCCAUCCCAGUCGCGUGAGCCAAGUCCACAGUAUGAGGAUGCGCUUGAGAGCCCCACGACAGGGACAGGUGAUCGCGCUACACCGGGUGACAUAUCUGUCGCGGCCAAUGUGCCUCUACCGGCGGGUGCAGAUACCCCCCUCCUUGGACGAUCCCCAAGUCCACACCCAGGUCCAAGUACAGAUCGCACCGCUCGCCAGAGUCCAGAGGACGAGGAAGGCUUUAGGCCCGAGAAAUUGAGCAAUUAUAUUCGCUUUGCCGUGCGUGCAGAAGUCCAGCACCGAGAACCCAUUGCCGCAAUGUUUGGAUAUUUGCGCUCAAAGUUCGAGCGCAUGACCAGCUCAAAGUCUAACACUACGUUAUCCGUGGUCAUCAUCCUAAUCUCAGUCGCUUUCAUGCGCGCCCUAGUCCUCCCAGGCCUCCCCCAAUCAAUUCCCGAUCUAGUCAAACUAUCCGGAUUCGCCCGUUCCUUCGAGCCGUUAAUCUACUACUCGGAGAACGGCGUCCAGCAGAUCGGCACACUACAAGAAACAGGCGUCGCAGUCUGGGAUCUGAGCGAAUCCGUCCGCGGCACAAACAUGACCAGCGCCCCCAUAAUCGUUCACCAACUCGACGAACUCUCCGACUCCCUCAAAUCUCUCUCUCUAGAGCUGACCCGCUUCUUCGCAAACGUCGACUCAGAUAUUGACUCCAUCCUAAUAGUAAUGGACUGGGCAAAGCGCGAACUGGAAACCCUCUCAGCGCAACCCCCAAGCUCCCUCCCCACAAUUGUCUUCGACAACAUGCACAACAUGCUUUCGCGCCUAGGCGCCCUGGAACGCCCAGUCGCCGAAGGCCCCGCCACCUCAACAACAACACCCCUCGGUCACCUUGUCAUGGCCAUCCUGGGCCCAACAUCCGCACAGCGAACCCGCUCAACCCUCACCCGCACCUUCACAGAGUUCCUCUCCGUCCUGGAAGAAUCCAUAAACAGCGAACUAUCACAUUCAACCGCGCUCUUCGCCCUAUUCGAAUCAAUAGACCGCCAAUUCCUCAACUUGCAGCGCACCGUGGUACGCGAGUCAGACGCCCAAGAACGCGCCGAAGGCGAAAUGCUCUCAUCGCUGUGGACGCGCGUUCUGGGGCCUGAUGCUCUCGCCGUGCGCAAAUACGAAAAGAACAAGAAGUUGCUCGCGAACGUGCGCUCGCGCACAGUCGCCAAUAAACAUCUUCUCGUCGAUCACCGCGGCCGGCUUCUGACGCUGAAAGUGAACCUGGAGACGCUGCGGCGAAAACUUGUUAGUCCGCUUGUGCGGCGGAAUGACUCUGUCAGUUUUGUAGGGUCUGUUGAUGGCGGGAGUGGGAAUGGGAAUUCGGCUGCGGGGCGCAUGUUGGGGCCUGUGGAGGCUGUUAUUGAUGGGCAGAUUCGUGGGCUGGAGGGGACGUAUGAUUAUCUUCGGUCUGUGAGGGAGAGGCAGAAGGCUAAGCUAAUGGAGAUGGUUUAUGGGGCUGGGAGGAAACCUAGUCAGGCUAUGAUUGAUGGGUUGGAGAGGGAUGACGAUUGA
This is a messenger RNA of Penicillium soppii, 1848 nucleotides long. RefSeq lists its product as uncharacterized. The record is from RefSeq and is a predicted model, not a curated record. The transcript is spliced from 2 exons. The coding region runs from base 1 to 1848 and encodes 615 amino acids. Lineage: Eukaryota; Fungi; Ascomycota; Eurotiomycetes; Eurotiales; Aspergillaceae.